Messenger RNA from Lytechinus variegatus (green sea urchin), 2114 nucleotides. RefSeq lists its product as uncharacterized. NCBI's taxonomy places the organism in Eukaryota, Metazoa, Echinodermata, Echinoidea, Temnopleuroida, Toxopneustidae. Gene Ontology annotation, biological process: positive regulation of DNA-templated transcription. Gene Ontology annotation, cellular component: chromatin; nucleoplasm. The transcript has a single exon. Gene Ontology annotation, molecular function: ubiquitin-protein transferase activity; zinc ion binding. The coding region runs from base 356 to 2113 and encodes 585 amino acids. The record is from RefSeq and is a predicted model, not a curated record.
AGGAGUAAAGAAACUUCGGAAUAAUCAACAGACCUUCUGAACUGCGGGCGAUAUUUAAUUUGUGUUUUCUUAGUAGUAAAGUCAAACAGACAUCCUCAGGGAAGUCCCUUUAUAGUCCUACAUAAUUCAUGCCCUUUGAACUUCCUUGGUAUGACGGUUGUUUGUACUUUGUACUUAUGUUUACGGCUAAGUGUGUAUUAGGAUACAGAGUAUCCUACUAUUCAUUAUGUGCAUGAAAGGUUUUAUUCCUUCCGCAAUUAUAAAAUCGAAGGAAAUUAGUACUGUUGUGAAUGUGGAAUAAAUAUUUUCGAUUGUACUCCAUACUUCAGUGACUGCACUGUUGAGUUCAUUAGCAAUGGCAGGAAUCUUCGACCCACCUGAAUUUAAGUGCGAAGAAUGUGGCAUUGGUGAUUCCACACAGGGGUAUAAAGUUGUUGAGAAGCGUCACCUGUGUCCAACUUGUGCUCGCAAUCUGGCCAGCGCCAUCCUGGCUGAUGCAUCACAUAGAUCUGUUAAGUGGCCGUGCCCACAACACGAUCGAAAAGAAGUGGAACUGUUCUGCUCUGAAUGCAAAGAGGCAGUGUGCUCAACUUGUGCAUUAUCUUCUCACCAAGGUCACCGGAUGCAAGAUAUCGAGAAAUUCUUCAUCGAGAAGAAAGAAGUUGUGAAAAGGGAUGUUGAAAAGAUUUCUGCAAAGCAGAUCGAGAGGAGAAGUUUCUUGGAUAAGUUAGCAAACCAUUCGCAAGAAUUGGAUGAUCAUUUAAAAGACAUCAGGGGGAAGAUAUCUGUCACGUUCCAGACAAAGUCGCGAGAUCAAAAGGAGCAAAGAGGGGUACAAGUGGCCAGGAUAAACAAAGAAUCAGAAGAGCUCAUUAUGCAUAUCAACGAAAAUCGUCGAAUGCAGCUCAAGAAAGUUGAAGAAGAAUUCCACAAUGAACAAGAAACACUAGCAAAAGACCGAGACAAUGUUCUUGCAGAGUUGAAAGUUGUCGAAGACAAUUUUGUCCAGAUGACGUCAAAAGUGAAAGCGUCAGUUGAGGCCACUAAAGAUCAGCUGGAGAGCACCGCUGCACUUGCGAAAUCCAUCAUGGUCGAUUGCGAUGGGAAAGCUUUCUAUGAGAAGAUCGCAGAGUUUCACGAGAAGGGUAUGGACAAAUUACCGUGUUUCGAUCAUGAUCACCUGGAUAAAUUGUCUAAUAUGGUGAGAAAAAUACGUUACAAGAGAGUGGAUGACAUUCAAGCCAUCGGAAUUCUCGAGGGAAAGAAGACUUCGUAUGACUUGGUCAAGACUGUGAACCUUCCAUCCGAUGUCAAGGAGCCAUUUCUUCUCGGAUCGAUCGACGAGCAAACGGUGGUCUUGCGGAAUGGCAUUGGGUCCAUUCUGUACUCGGUAAACGUAGAUUCUGGAUCACUGGAAACACUGAUGACCGAACAGAAGUCUAGAGGCAUUUGGGAUUUGGCAGUUCUUACUCUACCUGACAAUUCGAAAGGUUUUGCUUACAGUGAUUUCAAUGCCGGCGUGCUAAAAAUCUGUAACAGAGACGGAACCGAUGAAAGGGAUGUAGGCCUGACUCUUCCCGACGAUGAAGCCCGCUUUGCUUUCGUAAAUGUGGACAGGAAGGGCAAACUUCUCGCUGCUAGUCACAAUACUGGCGAAAUACAUGUGAUUAAUCCCCAAACAGGAGAACAUCUUCGCACUAUCGAUGACCUCGCAUGCACACCGAUAAAUGGAUGCGGGACGCUUUCAAAUGGAGACAUCAUCGUUCUCUUUGGAAACUCCAACAUCUGCAAGAUCUUUCGAGCAACAGGGGACGUCCGGAUGACCCUAGCUCUUGCUGGCUGGAGCAGAAGAAUAAACUUUCACGUCGGUGUAGAUGAUAUGAUCUACGUGACUUAUCGUAAAGAAUCUCGGGAGUCAUACGUGGGCUAUGUCAGUGUCCUCUCUCCUGACGGGGUUUUGGUGAAGGAUAAAGCAAUCGUGUUUCCAACAUCUUAUCUCCAUCGCUUUUCCCCAAGAUGCAUUGUUCCUGCUCCCGGAACUGUCAUCAUUCUGAAUGGAAAUGUCCUCCUUGUUUACAAGGAGACACCUGGAGUUGACGAUCUCCAUCACUGAC